GCGUCGCCGUGUUCGAUUGAGGUACUUCCACUGCUCCGAUUUGAGUAAUUAGGGUAUGUGUAUGAGUGGAUUUGACGUUAUUGUGAUAUAUCUCAGUUUGGAGUUGUGUAUCUGCUCUUAAAGAAAUCGUGGAGAGUCCAAUGGACCCGCAGACGCAGAACACUUCGUUGCAGCGACUCCAGAAUGUCGAGAAUAGAGUUGUUAAGGUUUUGGAACUAGCUGGAGGAGUUAUGGAAGAACUCGCGAGUCCUUCUGGUCCCAAGAAAGAGUUCGUCAACAGCCAUUGCCGAGAGUUUAUGCAAUCUAUGAAGGAUAUUCAAGUGACACUAAGGGAAGAGAUCAAAAGCGCUUGCGAGUACCGUCCCUUUGAGAAAUGCGAUUACAACGCUAGAAUAGCUAAUGAGAUCUGCUUCCAGAAGCUUGAAUAUGUUCUCACGCAGCUUGAUGAUCUGAAACAAACUGCUGACCAGUAUCCUUCUUCUGAUUGAGCUCGCUACAACCAAAAAAAAAAAAUUAAGCAGAUUUUCUCAUGUUUGUAGAUUUUACAAGUUGUCUCGUCUUCAUCGGUUGUAGGUUAUCCCAUUAAAGUACGUCCGAUUUU
Molecule: messenger RNA, 601 nt
Organism: Arabidopsis arenosa
Lineage: Eukaryota; Viridiplantae; Streptophyta; Magnoliopsida; Brassicales; Brassicaceae
Source: the annotation of a GenBank genome assembly